AUUAACAAUUUAUAUUAUCAUAAAUUAUUGUUUAUGUUCUUAAAAUAUUUAAAUCAAACAAUGUAUUAUUUAUUUAUGACAAAAAUUUCAUCAAAAAUAUUUAUAAAUAAUUUAUGCCUACAUAUAAUUAUAUAUAUCCAUUAUUGCGUUUAUAUUUUUUGGAAACUCUCCAGUAUUAUAUAUUUUUUUUUUUGAAAAAUCUCUUUAUACAUUACAUUCAUUAAUAAUAAAAAUUUGAAUCAACUGAAUAAAGGUUUAUGUUUCAACGAAUCACACGUAGAGAUAUUGAUAAACACACAUAAAGUUAAUUAUAUUUCAUAACUAAUCAUUUGGGCAAUAUAUGAGUUCUUUUUAAAAAUAAUUUUCUUUAUACUACAUUUAAUAAUAAUUAUUAUUUAAGAUAUCAUAUAUACAAUUAUUAAUUGGUCAAGCGUCACUUUCUACAUGUGUUAACAAAUCUCCCAUGAAUUAAAGUACCAGAUAUACAAUUAUAAACUUUUAGAAAAUUUUAUUUUAAAAUAAUCAUUAUUAAGUUUAAUAAUGGAAACGUUAACAUACUAUGUGUGAACAAAGUAUUAUUCUACAAAUUAUAUAAGCAAUUCUACUAACUAAAAUUAUCGAGAACCUAACAAAUAUGUAAAAUUUUCUAAAAUCAUGGAGAUAUUAAAAAUAAGCAAAAUCACUAUGACAUCAUAAAUUAUUUGUUAAUAGAUGCAUUGGUCAUUACUAAUUUAUAUUAUGAUAAAUUAUUGUUUAUGCUCUCAAAUUUUUUAAAUCAAGCAUCAAACUAUUUAUAUGUGAUAAAAAAAUCAUCAAAAAAUAUAUUCGUUAUUGUGUUUAAAUUUUUGGAAACUCUCACGUAUUGUAAAUAUUUUUGAAAAUAUUUAUAUACAUUAUAUUCAUUUUUUUAAAAUAGUUUAUAUAUUUAUUUAUUUUUUGCUAAAAUUUGUUGCUAAAUAGUUUAUAUUGAAUUAAAAUAUUUAUUAUUAUUAAAGAUAUCAUAUAUACAAUUAUUUAUUGGUCAAGUGUUACUUCGUACAUGUGUUAACAAAUCCUCCAUGAAUUAAAAUACCAUUUAUACAAUCAUAAACUUUUAGAUAAAUGUAGUUUUUAUUUAAAACAUUACAAAUAAGCAAAAUUAUCUAAAAUCAUGGAGAAUAUGACAAUUAAACAAGACUAACUAAAAUUAUGGAGAAUAUGUCAAAUCAACAAAUUCACUUCUCAAAUAAUAUUAUAGAUAUUAAGAGCGAGUUAAUGACAACUAUUCUGAAGUUAAUUAAAUAGAAGGGUUUAAUUCUAAAAAAAUACGAGAUAUUGUUUGAUAGCAUGACUAGGAAAUGGCCAAUUGAAUAGAAAAUGUCAACGAUCUCUUUGCUCUGUGGAUCAACUCAUUCCACGUGACAGCUCAUGCUUCAUAAUCAAAGUCUAUAGUAAAACCCAAUGAAUUUUGGUAAAUUACAUAUGAUAAACAUACCACCCUAAAAUAGUAGAUUAAAUUUAUCAUCCAUAAUUAAGAUACUCUAAGCAGAUAUAUAUGUAUGGCAUAUGAUAUGUUUUGUGUGUUUCUUUCAAUAGUUAUAUAAACACUUUUAAGUGGUGUUCGUAAAAAGGAACGUUCGAAGGAGGGAAAACAAAAAUCUAGAAAACGAGUAGUGAUGAAGGACUUUUACAAUUUCAACGUCUCUAGUACCGAUGCUUGAUAUUUCUUGUUGGCCAAGUCUCUCGAAGAAGACUCGGUCGUCGUUUUAUUCUUCUAUAAAUCAUGCCUUAAGCCCCAACUGCAUAUAUAAUCACAUAAACACACAAUCCAACAUACAUUUUAGACAUCAAUUACCAAACAAAACACUGAUAAUUUUUCUAUCUAUUUAUUUCAAGAUCGUUAUUUGUGAAUCAUUCUCAGUUUACACGAACGCAAUAAUGAACGACAAAACAUUGGUCUCUAAACCUAGCAGACCAGAAAACAUCCCCAAGCUACUGGAUUGUAAGGAGAAUCAAGGCAUGAUUCAAGAUGACGAGCGUUCUAAGCUUGAUAGCCGCAUUAAUAUCCACACGACACGCUCUCGAGGGGGCAGUCUAGUCGAGGAGGUCAUCUACAAGCUUGAGAGAUUCAAAGUACGUACGGUUAACAUCUUGGUGGGAGUAGAAGAUGACGAACAGAAAAAAUAAAGAAGUACCAAAUUUUGAAUUCAUUCAUUCAAUUCUAACCAACAAGACCUCACCUGUCCAUUGCUCUUCAUGUGCAAUGAUUUUUUUUAUUAAUCUCCUAUAUGUGGUCCUAUAAGGGCCGGGUCACCAAAAUUGUGGGCUACAUGGGUCGUUAAAGUUUAAAAGCUCAUAUAGGUCACAUAUGUUCCAAUUUUUUUUUAAUUAAUAUCUUCCAUACAUAUCAAAGGGUUCUAAUUUGUCAAUUGUUAUUGUUAAAUAAACUGUUUCUUUGGAAACAUAUGUUGUUUUAAACUAUUUUAUGUAUAGAUUCGGGUGCAUUGUGUAGUUGACAAGCGUCUCUAGUGCUUGAAAACAAAUUCAAACGUUACCAGUAUGAGAAAAUAAUCUAUAUUGAAACAUCAAA
This is a messenger RNA of Brassica rapa (field mustard), 2569 nucleotides long. RefSeq lists its product as uncharacterized. The record is from RefSeq and is a predicted model, not a curated record. Lineage: Eukaryota; Viridiplantae; Streptophyta; Magnoliopsida; Brassicales; Brassicaceae.